Protopolystoma xenopodis is the source of this 879-nucleotide messenger RNA. The record is from the annotation of a GenBank genome assembly. Lineage: Eukaryota; Metazoa; Platyhelminthes; Monogenea; Polystomatidea; Polystomatidae.
AUAACACGCAGUGUACAACUUGACCACGCCGAGCAACUAAAAUCGGAACAUGAGGAUGCUAUGCGCCGCUUGAUGAACAUAUUCUCUUCGACUGAACAGCUGCUUGCCACAGACUUCAAACUCCCACAGACUACCGACAUGAACGAGGCGAAAGCCGUCACGGCUGAAUACACACGUCAACUGGAGGAGGCCAGACAAAAGCUGUUGCAGAAAGCGAGACAGGACUAUGAAGAAGCAAUGAAGACGGCCGAGGCUUUAAUGGAGGCGGCCCGGAAGGGCGAGAUCAGCAUGGAUGAGGCUGAGCGAUUCAUGGCGGCUACGAAGGCCGCUGGAGAGCGUCUCUUUCGGAUGGCCAAUCAGGACGUCCAGCAGCGGUUGAUUGAAGUACAGACGGCCGUUGAGCAAGCCGUCGAAUUUGCUCUGAGGCUGGCCCAGCUAACCGAUUGGAUGCAGGAGAGUGAGAGCCUCGGUGAGAUUGGUGAGACAGCAGAUCUACAGAUUACCUCGCUAAAUUUUGACCUUAGUGGGCUCUCACCGGACGAAGCUAUAGAAAAGCUUAAGAUCCACUUCACCUCGAUUGAGGAACACGAGAAAGCGCUGCUGGAGGCCGAGGCUCGGCUGGCUGAGAUCAAAGCCUCAGGUGUGCAGAACAUUGAUGAAGUUUAUUUAGAUGAAGUUCUUGAUAUUCUUCUGAUGCUUGCGGUCUUUAUUGACAACCUCUACGAGAUUGAUGUCCUAGUACAGCUUAAUGAGAAUCGAAAGUGGCUGUGGACAGUUAAGCUUCUAUUCCCUCUUCCACCUUUUUCUAUGCAGAUAAUUAAUCUACUGGCUGUAUCUGAGCUUUCACUUGAGUUAGAACCGCUUACUGUCACGCUUUGA